Messenger RNA from Sciurus carolinensis (gray squirrel), 1891 nucleotides. RefSeq lists its product as uncharacterized. Gene Ontology annotation, cellular component: nucleus; cytosol; perinuclear region of cytoplasm. The record is from RefSeq and is a predicted model, not a curated record. Gene Ontology annotation, biological process: activation of GTPase activity; nucleocytoplasmic transport. NCBI's taxonomy places the organism in Eukaryota, Metazoa, Chordata, Mammalia, Rodentia, Sciuridae. Gene Ontology annotation, molecular function: GTPase activator activity; small GTPase binding.
CGCGUCCCUCGCAGCUCUGUGGGCCAGGAUUUCCCGGUGUCGCGCCGGUUGUCCUCUGCCGCCCCCGGCUUGCUCCCCACGUGCGGUUCCUCGGCUGUCCCCGUCCUGCAGCCUCCGCCCUCGCCGUGGCCGGCGCCCGCUGUGACCGCCCCCUGGCUGCGGUCUCCAUGGCGCGGGGCGACGCUGGGAGCCAGGGCCGCGGAGACCGCGCCCUGAGCGCAGGCCGGCCGCCGUCGCUCGGGCGCCCGAACCGGGUGGCCCGGUGAAGCGCUCGGCGGCGCUGGGUCUGCAGUCCACCGAGGGCGUGCUCGCCGGGCGCCCUCAUCCGCCCGGAGGCCCCGCUCUCCCCAUACGAACGUCCCAGGCCAGGGGACCGUGCAGCGCCCCAGGGCGCUUUGUGGCCUCAAGGUCUUUUGGUCAUAUUGAAAAAGAAGUUGACUAAGGCAAAGAGGAAGAAGAAAAACUCCCUAUGGUGUGAUAAGUACUCCCUGUGAUGGGAUACUGUGUGCUUCCUAUCUGUCUCGGUCAGCUUGGGUUGCCCUAACAAAAGACUGGCUGGCUGACAGAACAAAAAUUUAUUUCUCUCAGUUCUGGAGAUUGGAAGCCUGAGAUACCAGCAAGGACACGUUACUGUUUCCGGAAUCCAAGUGGAAUCCCACGCUGUAAAACAAUGCCAGGAAAAAAGGAAGGGAAACGAAAAACCAAAGGGGCUUCCCUUCCCAUCGUCCCGAUUCUUCAAAAGUUCCUGGAAACCUACGAGAGGCACUGUGCGCAGUCUGGGACGCCUGUGUGCCCAGCCGUCCAGAGGGACCUGGACAGCAGCAUCGACAGCGAGCAGAGCCUCAGAAAGUUUGUGCUUGUGAGACCUGACAACUCCCCGCCAAGCGUCCUACCAGUGUCCCUGGAACCUUUGCUCAUGACGAUCCGAGAUGAGCGUUACACACUGGGGAAAGAGAUCUGCAUCUGGGGCCUUCAGCUGAGCAACCCGGAGAUGGCCCGGCUCGCUUUGUUUCUGGAGUCGAAGGGGCGGGCCACCUGUCCAUUUACCACCUUGGAAAUCAUCGAUUGCAAGAUGGAUCCCUGGUCCCUGGGGCGACUCGGGAAGGCUCUGCAGUCCAGCUGUUUGCGUUCUCUUGUCCUCGAUUACUGCAGAUUUGGAAAUGAAGAAAUGGAGAGUAUUUUCUCCGGCCUGGAGAAGCACCCCAGGCUUCGCAGCCUCAGUCUGCGUUACUGUGGGCUGGGGCCCCAGAGCGGGCGGCGGCUGGGCUCCCUCGCCAGCCAGAGUGCCAUAUGUGAGCUACACCUUGAAGGUAACCACUUGCAGUGUUCCGGAGCUCUGGCUCUGCUCAGACCCAUGGCGGAGUACGCAGAGACGCAGGGACGAGACCAGCCGGCCACCGCCUCACCAGACACCGGGAAUCCCCCUCAGCCGCUCCAGACUGACCAGCGAGCAAGAUCAACUUUGAACCAAACUGCAAAAUCGUCCGAAGCGGUUGCAGUGAAAACUACUUCAGAGAAGAAAAAGAGAAGAAAAGGGAUCAGGAGAAAAAUGAAAGGUUUGACUGAAGCUGGUCCUUGGCUAGUGAAGUUGUUCAUGGCAGAUAACGGCCUAGAUGGAAAAGGAGGAGGAGACUUGUUGGAAUUCACUCGAACUUUAACAUGCCUGAUCAGGUACUCUACCCACUUGAGGGAAAUUGACCUUGGAAACAAUGUCCUGGGAGAAACGGCUGCUGGUGACAUCCUUGUAGCACUGAGAGCAGAAAGACAGGGUAAAUUACCAGCCUUAAAAAUUACAGUCACUCCCCAGAUCUCUUCAGACACCUUCAGAGCUAUUUGGAAACGCAAGAAAUCGAAUACAGCCCGAAGAAAGAAAAAAAGGGCUCGUUCCUGA